Phaedon cochleariae (mustard beetle) is the source of this 1243-nucleotide messenger RNA. NCBI's taxonomy places the organism in Eukaryota, Metazoa, Arthropoda, Insecta, Coleoptera, Chrysomelidae. The record is from the annotation of a GenBank genome assembly.
UGAGAAGGUACCUUGGUAGCUACCUGUUCUAAUUUGAUAAAACAAAAUCAAUAGAGGUAAUGAUUGUUCACAUUAGUAUUUACAAUAAAUCAUAAGCGUCGAUGAUCCACGCUGAAUCAGCGCAUACAUUGAUGGGAGGAAAUGUUGUUUGCGACGAUAAUCAUAUGCAGUACGAAACAAGACGUAGAUUGUCCUGUUCAUCUCUUAUUAUUGUGUUAGCCGGUUCCGAUAUUGAUCGUGUUUCACCAGACGUCUGGGGUUAAAGAUGACCAUUAUACAAUCUAAUAGUUGCUACAUCGUGGUUUGGCGGGGGACUGGUAUACCCUGAAGGAUCUGGUUCUGAAGGUGAUGAUGGUGCAGGUGUAGCAGAUCGCUCCAGGGUACUCUCAUCAUAUAUCUGGUGGUUCAUCUAUAAUAUAACAUGGAGUCUGAAUUAACGAAGAAGGAAUUCACAGCACCUUAUGUAAUAUCGUUUAUUACGGAAUUAAUUGGUAGUGCAAUCAUGAUAUUCAUGGGAUGCAUGGGGUGUAUAAUGGGAUUCGAUUUGGGUCCCGUGAUUCCUUCAUUUUCUUUCGCAUUCUCUGUAAUGAUGCCAAUCCAGAUAUUUGCCCACAUAAGCCCUGUCCACAUGAACCCAGGAGUAUCUAUAGGCUUUGUCAUUUUGGGACUGAUGGAAUGGAAAAGAUUCUUGGUGUAUGUUUUCGCUCAGUAUAUUGGUUGUUUCUGUGGAUAUGGAUUACUAAAGCUCGUUACUACCUAUCUUGAAGGAAUGUGUAAACUCCACUUGAAAUAUGGCAUAAAUGUCGCUCAAGGGUUUUUCAUGGAAUAUUUAAGCUCUUUCAUCCUGUUCCUGGUAGUUUGCGGUGCAAUAGACAGAAAAAAUGCAACGUUAAAAGACUCGUUUUGCCUACGAUUAGGAUUCACGAUAUGCGGAAUAGUUUUCGCCUUGGAGACAUUCACUGGAGCAGGAUUGAAUUCAGCUAGAAGUCUUCCACCCGUCAUUUUCGACAUGGACUUCACUGAUCAUUGGCUCUACGAGGUUGCUCCUAAUUUGGGAAUGGCUACUGCUGCCGUCAUAUACCGAUUUGUUUUGGAUGCUAAUGAAUCUAAAUCAUUUCAUUCCUUCCUACUAAAGAAGUUUAAAACCCACGAAAUUGAUCAGUUAUGAAAACACUUAUUAGGUACCUGCCUAUAUAUACCAUAUGAAUGUAGACGAACUGAAAUAAAUGUGAUAAGAAGUUAA